AUGGAUGGGACAGAGACCCGACAGCGGAAGCCAGAGGAGCUGGCUCUGCCACACGCCUUCAGCCCUGGAAGACUCUCUGGAGCCUCAGAAGAUGGACUUCCGAGUGUGUCUGAGAGCCACAGGGUGGUCUCUAAACCACUGGGGUCUGAGUUCAGCAGGGAGACUGCCUUGUCCAUUGGCCUUCAGGUGAUGGUGCCCUUCAUGUUUGCAGGACUGGGACUGUCUGGGGCUGGUAUGCUUUUGAACUAUUUCCAGCAUUGGCCUGUGUUUGUGGAGGUUAAAGACCUAUUGACGUUGGUGCCACCCCUGGUGGGCCUGAAGGGGAACCUGGAAAUGACGCUGGCGUCACGACUCUCCACUGCUGCCAACACUGGACAAAUUGAUGACACCCAAGAGCAGCACAGAGUUAUCAGCAGUAACCUCGCCCUCAUUCAGGUGCAGGCCACUGUUGUGGGGUUCCUGGCUGCUGUGGCUGCCCUGCUGUUGGGUGCUAUGUCUAGGGAGGAGUUGGACUUUGUGAAGGUGGAGUUGCUGUGUGCCAGCAGUGUCAUCACCGCCUUUCUCGCUGCAUUUGCCUUAGGAAUGCUGAUGGUCUGCAUAGUAAUUGGUGCUCGGAAGCUUGGGGUCAAUCCAGACAACAUUGCCACGCCCAUUGCUGCCAGCCUGGGAGACCUCAUCACGUUGUCCAUCCUGGCCUUUGUUAGCAGCUUCUUCUAUAAACACAAAGAUAAUCGAUACCUGACGCUGCUGGUCUGUAUCAGCUUCACGGCCCUGAUCCCCUUGUGGGUCCUCAUUGUCAAGCAGAACCCGCCCAUCAUGAGGAUCCUGAAGUUCGGGUGGUUCCCAAUCAUUCUAGCGAUGGUCAUCAGCAGUUUUGGAGGGCUCAUCUUGAACAAAACCAUUUCUAAACAGCAAUUCCAAGGCAUGGCCAUAUUUACUCCCAUCAUAUGUGGUGUUGGUGGCAAUCUGGUGGCAAUUCAGACCAGCCGGAUCUCCACCUACCUGCACAUGUGGAGCACACCUGGUGUCCUACCCCUCUGGAUGAAACAAUACUGGCCUAAUCCAUGCUCCACUUUCUGCACCUCAGAAAUUAAUUCCGUAUCAGCUCGAGUCCUGCUCUCCCUGGUGGUUCCAGGCCAUCUGAUUUUCUUCUAUAUCAUUUACUUGGUGGAAGGCCAUUUGGUCCCACAAAGUAAGAUGUUUGUGGUGUUCUAUCUGCUAGCAAGUCUGAUGCAGGUGACAAUUCUGCUGUACCUGGCAGAAGUAAUGGUUCGGCUCACGUGGCACCAGGCUCUGGAUCCAGACAGCCACUGCAUCCCCUACCUCACAGGGCUGGGGGACCUGCUAGGGACUGGCCUCCUGACACUCUGCUUCCUUAUCAACUGGUUAUUGAAGAGUGAAGCAGGGCUGGAUGGCAUCUCAGACCCAGCAUCCGGGCCUCCCUAA
Messenger RNA from Puma concolor (puma), 1446 nucleotides. The record is from RefSeq and is a predicted model, not a curated record. Lineage: Eukaryota; Metazoa; Chordata; Mammalia; Carnivora; Felidae.